AUGAAGUUCACAUCCUCAAUUACAGAAACAUGUCUGGGUGAACUGUUGCAUGAUUUGGGACUGGAGCAUCACCUGAAGAAGAAACUAACACUGAGCAGAGUUCUGGAAAUUGACGGAGAGUCUGUAACAGAUGAAAACAUUCAGUCUCUGAAAUCCCUGCCGUGGUGUUUUUUGAGGAGGCUAUUAAUGGUGAAUGUGACUGCUAGGAGUGUGAGCCUUCUGAACACUUUGCAUAAUCAACGGAGUCACUGCAAUAUGGUGAACCCCCUUGACCUCAUCACAGCCCUUUUUUUCUGCUCAGAUGGUUUUCUUCAGCAGGAGAUGGUGCUGAAAAUGUCCAUGUGCCAGUUUUCUGUACCUCUGUUGCUCCCUGGAAAUGAUGAACAACAGUGCACUUUGAUGGUUUGGGCCAUGCGAGACAUUGUGAAGAAGUACAGACCCCAUUCUUUGGCAGACCCAAGAGGGUUUGUGGAGGAAAGUAUUGUUCUGGCCAAUCUCCCCAUGGUUUCUUUUGUCAGACUGGGCAAAAGCAGUUUGUCCAAGUCUCAUAUUUUGAACCAAGUUCUCAGCAAUCCUCAGCAGUACCAUGACACCUUUGUUCACCACAACAUGGUAUGCGGAGACGCCCCUAGGAGAAUCUCCAAUGGACUGGUGGAGAUUAGCUGGUAUCUGCCCUGUGGUAACAGAAACAUUGACAUCUUUUCUGAACCUGUGGCUAUAGCUAAUCUCCGUGGUGACAUCACUAACUUUGAAACUCAGUACUCAUUCCUGUGCCGAACAUCCUCAGCUGUGUUUGUGUUUUGUGAUGAUUUUGAGUCCAACUGCAUGUUACUAAACUCCCAUCAUUUUAACACUCGUUUGUUCCUGAUAAGCGAUUCACAAAGCGGAUCCUUCAAUGUGGACAAUUUCAGAAGACAUGUCUCCAGUCUCCAGCUUCAGCCUGAUCACAUCAUCAUGAAGCAUCCACAGAUGAAUGAUGCAGAAUUUGUUGAUACAAUGCGUGCAGCAAUUGGUAACCUUCUGAAGCAAAAUCCAUUCAAAAUGAGUGUUGAACAGAUGUCUGCUGUUGCACAUGAGUUUGGGAUUCCUGUGGAUGAAGAUUAUGUCCACUGUAAGACUGGCAAAGAGAAGGCAGAUGCAAUCACAACAAGAAUAUCUGACAUACCAAGCUACAAGGAGAAGGAGCUGCCCUUACAAGGGAAUCCCUGGAAAGAGCUGGCUAAACUGGAAAAGGAAGAAUGCAGGUUGAAGAAAGCAGGCAAGAAAGAUAUUGAAAUGUACAGGAAUGAGCUUUGUAAACAGAAACAGAAGCUCAGGGCACAACAGGGUGCUCAUGAUAUUUCAGAUGCUAUGUCCUGCUUCAUCUCAGCAAUGUCCAGCUCAGAAGAGCGCUCCUAUUUCCUCAAGUGGAUGAGGAUCAAUCUGGAUAACCUGUCUCGGAGAAACUUGUCAUGCCUCCGGGAGAAGUACAAAGAACAGUGUCAGAAUUCCACAGAAAACAAAGAGCGCAUCACAGAGCUGGAUAGGAAAAUUUCCAGUUGCUCGUUAGGGACGGAGCACUUCAUACGGGAAAUGGGGCAGCUGUACGAGUCAGCCUGUUCACUUCCUGAAAAUUGUGCCUCUCGUCAGCAGAUGAAGGACCUCCCACGACUGUGUGCUGAAUUGUUGCUGGAAGGUUUUCCAUUGGAGCUGGUGGAUGGAGAUGCAUCCAACAUUCCCAUGAAGUGGGUGACAGAGGUUCUAAAUGAACUCCAUUGUCUGACAAAGUCUAAAAGUAAGAUCCGGGUGGUAACUGUGCUUGGGGUCCAGAGCACUGGGAAAUCAACCCUCCUCAACACCAUGUUUGGGGUGCAGUUUGCUGUCAGCAGUGGCAGGUGCACAAGAGGUGCCUUUAUGCUGCUCAUCAGAGUCAAAGACGAUUUUAAAGAUGAGCUUAGAUGUGACUACAUCAUGGUCAUCGACACAGAAGGGUUGAAGUCACCAGAACUUGCUCAGCUGGAUGACAGUUAUGAGCAUGAUAACGAACUGGCAACUCUGGUGGUGGGACUGAGUGACAUCACAAUCAUCAACAUCGCCAUGGAGAACUCCACAGAGAUGAAAGACAUUCUGCAGAUCGUGGUGCAUGCCUUUCUGCGCAUGAAGGAAGUGGGCAAAAAACCCUGUUGCCAUUUUGUGCACCAGAAUGUGGCUGAUGUUUCUGCCCAUGAAAAGAACAUGAGGGACAGGAAGAUUCUCCUGCAGCAGUUGAAUGAAAUGACCCAAGCAGCUGCUCAGAUGGAAAAGAGAGGCAACAACAAAAAUUUCACUGAUGUCAUGGAUUAUGUUCCGGAGCGAAACACCUGGUACAUCCCUGGACUCUGGCAUGGAAACCCACCCAUGGCACCAGUCAGUGCUGCCUACACUGAGGCAGUGAAUGUGUUCAAGAGGAGUGUGAUUGAGAUGUUAAAGGAUCACAGAUCUGUGAAGCAUUUACCACAAAUGUUCCCACAGUUCCUAGAGUGGACUAGGAGCUUAUGGGCAGCAGUGAAGUAUGAGAACUUCAUCUUCAGCUUCCGCAACAGUCUUGUGGCUGAUGCCUAUGCCAAGCUCUGUACAGAGUUCAACAAGUGGGAGUGGGCCUUCCGGAAGAACAUGCACACUUGGUUGACACAAGCUGAGACAAAAGUGUCAAACUUUAAUGCAGAGUCAUCCUUUGAUGCACCUGAUUUACUCAGUGAUUUGAUAAAUGAGGCUGUGCUGGAAUUGGCUAACAGGGAAAAGCAGAUUUUAGACAACAUUCUCGAAUACUACAAGAGACAGGAAGGACACGUCUACUUGGUAGAAAAAUACAAGGAGGACUUUGUCAACACAGCAAAAAGCAUCAGGAGAGAGACAGAGAACUCUGUCAAAAACAAGAUUGAGGCGGCAGUGGAAAUUAGAAAGGGUAUGUUCAGGUUAGAGACCAUCAAGAAAAAUCACACAGCCACUAUGCAGCAAAAGGUGCUGAAGUUGAUUGAGAGAUAUCGACAAGUAAAAACUCCCUUGACAGAGACGCAGCUGGAGGAUGAAUUUGGAAACAUGUGGAAUGAGACGGUGGCAGAGCUACGCUUCUCUGGGCUAGAGAGACGAAAUAUUGUUGCUGAUAUCCACCGCCAGCUGUGGGCUAACUUGGAGAGGAAGGGGGGUUCCGUACAAGAAAUGUUAUCCAAUGUGGUCAAAUUGGAUCAGUGUGGAAUAAAGCCCUUUAAAGUGGACAUUGAUGAUGAGGGCAUUUUCAAGAAGUACUGGCACAAAAUAGUUGGCGCUGAGCAGAAAAAGAGGUUACAAAGGAUGGCUAACUACAUCAUUUCCUGUAGUAAGCAGUUUGUGGGUGAGACUGUGGAAAAAAAAACUGAUUAUCACAACACAAACAUCAUAGACUUGCUUCAGAUGGUAGAUGAGAACCUGGAAAAGAAUAGGGAUCUGGUAACCAAUACCCAAUUUGAGGCCUCUCUGAAGAUACACAUCUGUGGCCAUGCUGCACGGGAGUUUCAGAAAAUGCAUGAGGAUUUUAUGCGUAUGAAUGAUCCCCGGCAUUGCCUGGAGCAAUUCAAGGAUCACUACUGUGCUGAUUUCAAAGACCUUUUCUAUGAAACAGACCAGUGUCAGAAGAAGGCUGAGGAAUUCACCUACUACUGCCUUGCACCUGCCAUCGGGAAAUAUGUCGAAAAAUCUCUGGGCCCUGAUGUGGUGGACGAAAUGUUGACAGGGAAGAAAGCCAAGGAUUUCAACACUCGGGUUUUUUUCCAGUUCUCCGUUCUCAGCCAGCUGCUCUCAGAUGGUGAUUUCAAUAACUAUUUAAAGUACACAUGUGAAUAUGAGUCUUUUGUGGAGAAGUGGAUAUUUGAGAAAAUAGUAGAACAGUUCUCAAUCGAAGAUGGGAUUCUCAAGAACAUGGAGCAAAAGCGCCUGAAUGAGAUAAUCAACAAGAUAAAGGAAGCUGUUGUAAAUGAGCAGAGGAAGGCUAGAGAAAAAGAAACAGGAAAUUUUGUGGAGGACAGGAACAUUCAGCAGUUCAUUCACAACAUCUGUAGCAAUCUGCACAACGAGCUUGUCAUUCCCAAAGAUGCACUAGAGGCAGUAUUAGCCUUAAACAGUGCCAAGCCAGAGGAGUUUUCCCAGUCUCUAAUGACAGUUAUAGAGGAGAUGGAGCAGGCCCUUAGUGCCGAGUUUCACAGAGAUGUGAAUGUGAGAGCCAAGCUGAGCGGACUGCCCUUUAAGCCACAGAAGGAGCUCUUCCGCAGAGUGUUUGGCUGUGGGAAGCAGUGCCCCUUUUGCAAGGCUCCUUGUGAGGCUGGUGGUAAGAGUCACACCGAGCACUUUGCUUCCGUUCACCGUCCUAGAGGGAUUGGGGGGUACUCAAAGGUGGCCUCUGAGAAAUUAGUGCUUGAUAUCUGCUCCUCUUGCAUCUCGAGUGAGCUCACAUUCUGCAACAGUAAAACAGAUGGCAAAUUCCAUCCUUAUAAGGAAUAUCAUGCCAUUUACCCUGAUUGGUGCAUCCAGUCUGACACCAGCAUCCAGGCCUCAGACUACUGGAAGUAUGUACUUGUUCAGUUUCACAAAGAGUUUUGCAAGGAGUAUAGCGCAAAGCCUGCUGACAUUCCCCCUGACUGGACAUUAAUAGACAAAAAAAAAGCAAUGGACAGUUUGAGGGAAUCUUUCAUGAUCUAA
This is a messenger RNA of Megalops cyprinoides (Indo-Pacific tarpon), 4689 nucleotides long. RefSeq names its product up-regulator of cell proliferation-like. Gene Ontology annotation, molecular function: GTP binding. Lineage: Eukaryota; Metazoa; Chordata; Actinopteri; Elopiformes; Megalopidae. Bases 1 to 4689 code for a protein of 1562 amino acids. The transcript has 2 exons. The record is from RefSeq and is a predicted model, not a curated record.